CUAAUUAACUGCACAACAGUUAGCUAACAGUUAGCUAGCUCAACAGAUGUUCUGCAGCAUGGCAGUUUGAUUAAUUUCAAAAGGUGUUAGCUACAGGGAGGAAAAGUCUGUAUCUAGAGGCUUCUGGUCUGUAACUAUCCCGAGAAGAGUUAUAGGCUAAUAUUCUCUGUUUGCAGCUAGGUUAGCUAUUGCUUGGCUGUAAUGUCUGUUCAACUAUCCAGCUGUUAACGCCAGUAACUUUGUACGUUAGCAGAGGUUUGUCACACUUGCUUGUGUGUCAUGCUCUUCGGCCUCGUCCUGUUGAGUCCCAUCAGAUCGAAGUGUUCAAAAAUAGUUUGUUUAUAUAAGGUUUUUGCUGUUACUGAACUAUUAUCAUUUCGCAGACUGCAUACUUUAUCUACCAGUCACUGUGGUUACGGCAGCGCGCUGAAGUCAUCUGCACACCGGUUUGGACUUAAGGCACAGUCCUGUCUGUAUCGGCUAACAGUGUGUGAUAUGCAGCCAGCCAGUAUAUCCUAUGGCAAAGAGACCCCUGUGAUUGCCUCAGAUGAUGAUGAAGAGGAGGUCCAGCAAAGCCCUGGAGGCUCCACAGUGUCUGUGUCCAGCCCAGCGUCAACUAAGAAAAAGAGAAAGAGGAAGAGAGGAGACAUUGGAGGGCGAUUGGACAGCGAAGAGGUUGCAGAGAAGAAGAAGAAAAAUAAAGAGAGCCAGCGACCCAACUACUUUGUGUCCAUCCCCAUCACUAACACACAGAUCAGCUCAGCCGUGAUCCAGGUCCAAGAGGCGGUGCUUCAGCAGGAGCCCCGAUUGGCCAAAGCCAUGAUCCCUGUCCCAACUCUCCACAUCACGCUAUUAGUCACUCAUCUCGCCAGUCAGGAGCAAGUAGACCUGGCGGCAACCGUCCUGGCUGAGGUUGAGUCGUCAUUGGCUGAGCUGCUGUGUGGGCGGGAUCUGCUGCUGCCAUUCUCAGGGAUCGGUCAUUUCAGGAAGGAGGUGGUGUUUGUUGGGCUGGCCCCCGGACAACACAGACACACACUGGACAGUCUGGCAGAGUUGUUGCGGAGCCGUUUUGAAGAGCAGGGUCUUCUGCAAGAAGGCAAUCGUGGGUUUGAACCCCACAUCACCAUUAUGAAGCUGUCCAGAGCAUCAAAACUACGAUCCCAGGGUAUAAAGCGUGUGGACCCAGCCCUCUACUGCAACUAUACAAACAAGUUUUUCGGAGACCAGACCGUUGAGCGGGUGGAUCUUUGUUCCAUGUUGAAAAAGAAGCAACAAGACGGAUAUUACCACACGGAGACUUCACUACAACUUGAUUUGAACCCACUCCACGUCAAACGCUCAAGUGGGCGUCGCCGGUCUGAGCCCGACGAGGCAGAGCUACUGAGGGUGAGCAGGCGAUUGGUCGAGGAUGCUGUCAAUCGUGCCUUGCAACAGUACAAACAAGAAACACUUCAAAAUGGGGGUGGGCCGAACGCCACGGCACUGCAGCCCCCUGGAAACACUGAGGAAACUGCAACAAAGACGGACACUACAGCUAACUCCAACACAGACAACAGGAAGUGACAUCAUCGGACUGAGGUACAGAGACUGAGAAUCCGGCGGCCUGGAAAACAUCAGCCAGGCCUGGCUAUCCAGGAGUAGAGUCAGUAAGCCCUGGGCACAAAGCCUGAACCAGCCAACCAGUCAGCCCAGUCUGCUGACGUGCUAACCCAGCGAGCCAACCACAACGGCUAGCCAGUCAUGCUAGCUACCUGCCCAACUGUCCUAGCUUGACAUAGUGCUAGUUAAAUAGAUAAUGUAGCUUGAGUUCAGUGCUAAGUGACCAUCCAAACAGGCCAGACAAGCUAAGCCUGUUAGUUAGCUCUCAACAUCUAACAGCAAGGGCAUCGCCCCUCAAUCCUCACUCCGCUGUGGGUCUGAAAACAUACGUGAAGCACUCCUCUAGAGACACAUGCAGGGUUCACUUUGAUCCGCCACUCACAAAACUGCCCGUUUAGAAUAAGAUACAUCAUGUUUUGUAGACACCUGCACUUAAAAUGGGACUCAAUAACCUCAAUUUUCCAAAGAAAACUCCACUUUUCUUGAAAAAUGAGCACCAUCGUCAACAGAUUUCACAUCUGCUCAUCUGUGUGGCCGGAGGGGAGGUGUAAAAAAAGAGCUGGUUUGACUGCGUUGCGACUGGAUUCUUCACACUUCAGUGUGAGACGUUGGACUCCAUCUGUGCAAGUUUUUGUUGUAUUUUUGCGGUGAGUCUCGGUUCAAAGCACUUUCAAUUCAAUUUCAGGAAAGUUUAAACUUCCAGCAUUGUCUGUCUGCACACACCACACUGCAUCUUUGUCUUUAUUCUAAGUUGUUUAUAGAAAGUGAUCUGGCCACAGCUAUGCUUUAAGUCUUAUAUAUUACUGUUGUAGUGUGAUCUGCCAGGGUAGGACUGAGACAAUCAUUCAUUUAAGAUCAGUUAUAAGCUCUAAACCAAGUGUAUCCCUCUAUCUCAUUAAUUUGCCUCCACUAAUAGCAGUUACUUUACAAAGAAUACAGCGGAGAUACUUAAUCGUGUAUUCUAAAGAUAAAAUAACACUCCAACGAUACACUACAAGUUGCCAAGAAAGCAUUUCUACUCCAUUAAUGAGCUGUGUGCUUGUCUCAAUGUAAACUAUGUGACAGGCUAUUACUACUACUACUACGCACAGGCAUUGAUUAAAACUCCACUUCCUGCCUGAUCAUAUAUAAAUGUCAUUAUUGUUUGUUUUUUGUUCACAUGCUAUAUUGUCAGUUUUGUUUUGUGAAAUUAAUUUAAAGCAGCAGCAAAAUGCACAAAUGAUUUUAUUAUGUUUUAAACAGUUUGGUGUUAAAGUCUAUAACAGACUGCAGCCUGGCUGUUUGAGGCUCAGUGUUUAUGCUGAUCUGAGGAGAAUUUAUUCUGUAGUACUGUAAACGCGAGAGCAUUAAUAGCCGAGCAAGUUAUUCAGUGAUGCUGACGUCGGGGAAGUUAACUCGGACAAUCGCUGCUGUCAGCUGAAAACCCUCCGGCUCUUGAUUUCAGUGUCUUCCAUCCAUUUAAUUUUUGUUGAACUUGAAAAUGAAAUUGGCCUUUACGCGCUCUGCAUUUGACCCCAUAACUCAUGAAAAGUGAAACACAUUUCACAGUGGUUUGAAAUUAAGGGGGAUUUUGUGAUUUAAAACAUAAUGUUUUAACUUGGCUUCCUGGAGAGGUUUUCGACUGACAGCAAGAUGAUGAUUAUACAGCUAUGAGUGAUUCUUUUGCUCUCUGAUAUCAAAUGUUAUUUUAUGCUUUCUAACUAUUAUUUAUAAUGCUUUGCUGUCCUUGUUUGAGAAAUGAAUACUAUGUGAAACGAUGUUUAAUUUUUAAAUGACAAAAAAAGCAUUCUGUUUGCAUUCAAAGGUGAAAAAGCACAAAAUGAAGAUUUUGUUUUUUAAUUGUCUUUCGUUUGACUUUUUAAAGAGCAGGUUAAUAUAAACAUGCUGUUAAAUCAACUCACCUCUUAUGUCACUGAAAUAAUCUGCUUUUUCUGUAAGUGCUUAAGUUGACGAUGCAUAGCUAACAUUUGAAGCCAACGUGGGGAGAUGAUGAUGGCUCAUUUUGCUGUGAGGUUAAAGUCAACGUUAACCUGCGGCUAAACAGUUGGAUUAUUGAGGUAAAUGAAUCGUCCACCAUGAAACGCAAUUCAUUUCUAUUAUAAGAUCAAUACAAAUCUGGGAAACUGAGUGAGUUUGCAAGCUCAGACUUUCAGCCUUGUAAAGUUAAUUUCCCUCGAACAGGUGUGAGCUGGAAAAUGUGCUCUUAUCCCUGCGAUAUCCGCACAAAGUCCUGCCACUGUGGGCUCAUUGAAACAUCAAUAACAAAGGUGAAUUUUGUCUUAAGGUGGACUUUGAAAGUUUUUUCGUUUGUAUCUUUUAUUGUCACCGGAUCCUUAAUCUCCUUAAAAGCCCCUUUAAUACACAAGUUGGUGUGUGUGUGUGUGUGUGUGUGUGUGUGUGUGUGUGUGUGUGUGUGUGUGUGUGUGUGUGU
This is a messenger RNA of Cottoperca gobio, 4030 nucleotides long. It is a transcript of the gene akap7, whose product is annotated as A-kinase anchoring protein 7. The transcript has 10 exons. Gene Ontology annotation, molecular function: protein kinase A regulatory subunit binding. Gene Ontology annotation, cellular component: cytosol. The coding region runs from base 280 to 1563 and encodes 427 amino acids. NCBI's taxonomy places the organism in Eukaryota, Metazoa, Chordata, Actinopteri, Perciformes, Bovichtidae. The record is from RefSeq and is a predicted model, not a curated record.